Polypterus senegalus (gray bichir) is the source of this 1053-nucleotide messenger RNA. RefSeq names its product peripherin 2b (retinal degeneration, slow) (gene prph2b). Lineage: Eukaryota; Metazoa; Chordata; Cladistia; Polypteriformes; Polypteridae. Gene Ontology annotation, cellular component: membrane. The coding region runs from base 1 to 1053 and encodes 350 amino acids. The record is from RefSeq and is a predicted model, not a curated record. Gene Ontology annotation, biological process: visual perception. The transcript has 3 exons.
AUGACCAUCAUGAAGAUAAAGUUUGAUGCCAAGAAACGGGUAAAGUUGGCACAAGGCCUUUGGCUCAUGAGCUGGUUUGCUGUAAUGACUGGAGUUUUAGUUUUCGGCUUGGGACUCUUCUUCAAAAUUGAGCUGCGCAAGAGGAGUGAGAUGAUGGACAAUAAAGAGAGCCACUUUGUCCCCAACUCUCUCAUCCUCAUGGGGAUCCUUGCCUGCUUGCUCAAUGCUUUUGGGGGCAAGAUAUGCUACGACUCAUUGGACCCAACCAAGUUUGUUCGCUGGAAGGCAAUCUUGAAACCGUACCUGGUUGUCUGCUUCUUGUUCAACGUUAUGCUCUUUCUGACGGCCAUCAUGUGCUUCACCAUGCGCUUGGCUUUGGAGAGUACAUUAGCCAAUGGGCUCAAGAGCGGCAUGCGCUAUUACAAGGACACGGAUACUCCUGGCCGCUGCUACAUGAAGAAGACAUUGGAUCUGAUGCAGAUUGAAUUCCGCUGUUGUGGAAACAACAACUUCAGAGACUGGUUUGAGAUCCAGUGGAUAAGCAACCGCUACCUCGACUUCAGCUCCAAGGAUGUCAAGGACCGCAUUAAGAGCAAUAUCGAUGGGAAAUACCUGCUAGACGGAGUGCCCUUCAGCUGCUGCAAUCCAAAUUCCCCGAGGCCCUGCAUCCAGUAUCAGAUCACCAACAAUUCGGCACACUACAGCUACGACUAUCACACAGAGGAGCUGAACAUUUGGACACGAGGAUGCCGAGAGUCCCUGCUCAGCUAUUACGGUGGGAUGAUGAACUCCAUCGGAGCCCUGGUUCUUCUGGUUUGGCUUUUUGAGAUGGCAGUCAUGGUCGGCUUACGCUACUUGCAUACAUCUUUAGGAAGUCUUUCAAAUCCUGAGGAUCCAGAGAGUGACAGUGAAGGUUGGCUACUGGAAAAAAGCAUCAAAGAAACUUUCAGCUCAUUUGCAGAGGGCCUCAAGUCCGUGGGUAAGCUCAACAAGGUUGAGGCUGGAGCUGAAGGUGGUGGAGGAGAGGCUCAGACUGUGGCGACUGUCAGCUGA